Diabrotica balteata is the source of this 554-nucleotide messenger RNA. The record is from the annotation of a GenBank genome assembly. NCBI's taxonomy places the organism in Eukaryota, Metazoa, Arthropoda, Insecta, Coleoptera, Chrysomelidae.
GAUUUUAACUAUGCCGUCCGUUGCAAACAAAAACUUUCCAUAUCAUGUCCGAACAACACAAAUAGGUAUUAUGGAGCUUACCGGUCGACAUGGUACCAGCACUAUGGAACAAUUUGGUCAUCAUAUGUACGAACCAACCGCCACGAUUAGAGAACAGACCGUUAUUAUUCCUCUCACACGUAGGACGGAGGAAUACUUUGAGACGAUGCAACAUCAGCAGGAAAGAAGAAACGUUGAAGAACUUCAGAAUGAUGACUUAAUGGAAAAUGAAAAGAAUAAGACGAUUGAGAAUGUGCUGCGGUGGUCAUUGGCGAGGAAUGUCCCAAUAUUAAAUCUAUCAACAGCCUCUGAUAAUUCCCAAAGUGAUAAUACUAAUGCAUUAAGCAGAAAUGCAUCUUUUAGAGAAAUUCAAACUCCAAAGAAUUGCUCAGAACAUAAUGAAGAACAUAUAAAGGACGUACCUAUUGAACUUUUCACAGUGAGCAAGAUGGUAAUUACUACUAGUAACGUAGAUAAGUGUAUUGUAGUUCCAAGAGAAUAAAACGUAAAUUAUA